This is a messenger RNA of Rhizoctonia solani, 6549 nucleotides long. RefSeq names its product CLASP amino-terminal protein. Gene Ontology annotation, molecular function: microtubule plus end polymerase activity; microtubule plus-end binding. NCBI's taxonomy places the organism in Eukaryota, Fungi, Basidiomycota, Agaricomycetes, Cantharellales, Ceratobasidiaceae. Gene Ontology annotation, biological process: microtubule polymerization; establishment or maintenance of microtubule cytoskeleton polarity; mitotic spindle organization. Gene Ontology annotation, cellular component: microtubule plus-end; centrosome; kinetochore. The transcript has 20 exons. The coding region runs from base 1 to 6549 and encodes 2182 amino acids. The record is from RefSeq and is a predicted model, not a curated record.
AUGGAUGGUGCUCCGCCCCCAGAAGAGGAUUUCUCUGGAAUACCGAUUGGAGAGAGACUGGUGCAUAAGAAUUGGAAGGCUCGCGUGCAUGGAUAUGAGGCACUCGUGAAGGUGUUCCAGGCGACUGCGUCAGAGGAUGAUCCUGCUUUCCGACCAUACAUCUCGAACUCGGAUCUAUUGAAAAAGAUUGCUACUGAUGCCAAUGCCGUUGCUCAAGAGAAGGGCCUGGAAGCCAUAUUAGCACUUGUGGAAUUCGCGGGAGAAAGUGCUGCCAGAACUAGAGAUGCGGUAAUCCCAGCACUGGUAGACAAGUGUUAUGGAUCGGCUCGCGCUGGGACAAAGACCAAAGCCAUCGAACUUACCCUUCGAUAUGUGGAAAUCGACAAUGGUGGCGAGGCAGUUGUGAAUGAUCUCAUACCUGGGUUGAGUGCCAAGCAGCCGAAGACAGUGUUGGGCACAGUCACUGCCCUGCGUGAAAUAAUUAGCGCAUACGGCCCCAAAGUAGUCCCCCCGAAGAUGGUACUAAAGAAUUUGCCCAAGAUUUUUGGACAUACCGAUAAGAACGUACGAGCAGAGGGCACGGGGCUUACACAGGCCCUUUACACCUAUCUGGGCCCAGCACUCCAACCUUUCCUAUCCGAGCUUAAGCCCGUUCAGAUCAAGGAACUGACCGAAGGGUUCGAGGCGUUGGAUAAGGAAUCGAAAGGGCAGGGUACUGGUGCCCAGACCAGAUGGACAAAGGCUCAGGCGAGAGAGCGUCAAGCUGCUGCAGAACGAGCUGAAGAGGCCGAGGAAGCUGGUGGUGAUGGUGGCGGGGAGCCCGAAGCUGCUGUCGAUCCAAUGGACUUUAUUGAGGCAGCCGAUAUUAUGCCCAAAGUACCGAAUAAUUUUCAAGAAGCGAUGGGUUCCUCGAAGUGGAAAGAUCGGAAAGAGGCAUUGGAUGCUUUACUCGAAGUGCUCAAGGCCACUCCGAAAGUCGCGGACUCAGACGGGCAUGGGGAAUUGGCAAAGGCCCUCGCCAAGAGGAUGUCCGACGCUAAUAUCAUGUGUGUCAUUGCAGCGGCGAACUGCAUUGAAGCAUUGGCCAAAGGUGUAGGGAAGUCGUUUGGUCGCCAUCGUGCCUCUUUGAUCAAUCCGAUGCUCGAACGGCUAAAGGAGCGUAAAGCUAAUGUGACGGACGCAAUCGGCUCUGGGCUAGAUGCUGUUUUCGCAACGACAACGUUACCGGAGGUGACGGAAGACAUACUAAAUUCCCUCAAGUCCAAGAAUCCACAAGUCAAAGAAGGGACGCUGAAGUUUUUGAACCGUUCACUCGCGACUACUCGGAUUCCGCCUGCCAAGGAUGACGUCAAGCCUCUUUCUACGCAGCUCGCAGCUCUACUCGAGGAUAGCGACGAAAAGGUUCGUACGGGUGCAGCAGAGGGCUUAGGCCUCACCAUGAAGAUCGUUGGCGAGCGUGCGCUGAAUCCUGUAAUGGAGUCUAUGGAUGACAUUCGUAAAGCCAAAGUCAAGGAGGCUUUCGAAAAGGCGCAGGUAAAGUGCAAGGCAACUGCUGCCCCACCGCCCAAACCCCCACCAGCUGCGGUUGCACCCCCAAAGGUACUGGCCUCGCUCAUUAGCAUUCCAGACAUGGUAUUUGAUGACGUUCCACCCAAAGACUCCCCUGUAGCCAAAAAGCCCGAUAUCAUCGAAGAGAUGGCUCCACCGAAGGCCAAGGUUCCUGCGCGAUUCCUGAAAAAAGGCCCUGCUGCUGCCGCUGAAAAACCUCCAGCUGAAAAGUCUACAGCACCAGCGCCGGCGGCCUCCAAAAAACUCCCCCCUGCUGUUACUGCUGCCUCGGCAAAAUCUGCUAAGGCUACUCCUGCUGCUGCCACGGAUACAUUUAAGUAUAAAUUCACUCCCGAGGAUGCGGACGCUCGUUCGUCCGAGCUAAUUCCGGCUCAGAUACAGACCGAUCUCUCUGACGCCCAGUGGAAGGCUCGCCUUGCGGCAUUAGAAGAGAUGUCCACCUGGCUGGACGAAGCCAGGAUGGAACGAGAAAAACUUCCAAGUCUCCGCAAAAGUGUAUGCGUUAAUGGCAAUGCUUGCCGAGCGUUCCUCUACGUUCUCCAAGGGUCUGCGGCACUCGCGAUUCCUCAUCUUGCUGAGAAACUUGGCGACGCAAAAUUAAAGAAACCAGCAGGAGACCUGCUAUCAACAUUCGCGGAAAAAACAUCACUAUCAUUCGUUCUAAGCCAAGCAUACGACUCGAUUUCCAAGCAGAAAGCCCCAAAAGUGGUCGCUGACUCGUUGACUUGGGUAAAACAGGCAUUAACAGAUUUCGGCAUCGCUGGCUUGUCGAUGAGGAGCUUGAUCGAUUUUUUGAAAACCUGCCUCCAAAACUCUAAUGCUGCCGUUCGCUCGAGUGCUACUGCCACAUUAGUCACCGUAAGACUCUUUGCCGGGACUGCAAUCAAGGACUUUAUGGAAGAUCUCAACCCACAACUACUGGCUACGAUUGACUCAGAAUUUAGCAAGGUUGACGGUCAGUCCCCACCAGAGCCAACGCGUUUCUCGGCCGACGUCGCCGCUGCGCCUACAAGCGGGUCGGCUGGCGGUGGUGGCGGCGAUGUGAUGGAUGAGCUCUUCCCCAGAGUCGACCUUGAUAAACUUGUGGGAGCAACCUCCAUCGUCACCGACGCCAAGAGUGACCAGUGGAAGGUUCGCAAAGAGGCUCUCGAACUACUACAAUCGAUUUUGGACACCAAGGCAAACCAACGACUGAAACCAAACAUGGGCGAGAUUGGACAAGUUCUAAAGGCUCGGGUCGCCGAUACGAACAAAGUUGUUCAAGCUCUUGCACUGGAUAUCAUCACUCGUAUCAGCAACGGCAUGAACAAGCCAUUCGAGAAAUACACCAAACUCCUUACUCUACCUGUUGCCACUGUUUUAUCUGACCAGAAGGCGAAUGUGCGUGCCCUUGGAGUUUCUACGUUGAAUGCCAUGGCCACCGCGUGCGAAGGUCUUGACUCAAUGUGCGGUUCACUUGGUACUGCGUUAGAAACCGGGAACCCUGUUCAACGUGGUGCACUUUUGGGAUGGCUCGCUGAUUGGUUCAAGACGCACGAACCAAGUAAUUCUCUAGAUCUUACAUCUUGGGCCUCUCCGAUUGUUUUAUGUCUCGAGGAUAGAAACGCGGACGUCCGAAAGGGUGCUCAAGCCGUUUUGCCCAUUGUGAUAGCGCGCGCUGGCUACGAUUAUGUCCUCAACCAAACUAAUUCACUCAAACCUGCCUCGCGCUCGACAGUUCUACCUCUCAUACAAGCCGCUCGUGGCUCCGCUGCUGCUGCUGCCCCCGCCGCUCCCGUUGCCCCCGCCGCUCGUCCUACCACCAAACCUGCCGUCAAAGUCGCUCCAGCUGCUGCGAAAGUGGCCGCUGCAGUCGAAUCCCCCCCUGCAUCCCCUGCUCAAUCUGGGGCUCCGAAAUCUGCUAUCUCUGGACGUGCCCCUGGUGGAACUGGGCGACGCAUGAUGCCUUUGAAUGCUGCCGCUCGAACUGAUUCUCGUGCAGAGACGGAGGAGCGGCCUGGAUCCUCUGCGAGCAUCCGAGCUCCGUUGAAGGCCGGAGCUCUGAAGCGCCCCGCCGCGCCUGCGAAAGCUGUUACCCCCGUUGCGUCAGGCAGUGCACCUUUUGUCACUGCAAGUAUGGAAGCUAAAAACUCCAGGCUUGCAAAGGAUGGUUCCAAAUGGGUUAUCGAAUCUGGGCCCACCCGUAAGGAUCUGGUUGACAUGCUCCAACAUCAAAUGGAGCCCCACGUUUCGAAAGAACUUCUGAACUACCUAUUCAGCCAUGAUCACAAUGCAGUGAACGACUAUAUUACUGGUCUCGGAAUACUCGCUGAUGCUUUCGCUGAUGGAAUCUCUGGAGAUGAAAGACUAGGCUUACCGAUCGACGAUCUCAAAGCAAUGCUACUCGCAAACCAGGACCUCGCAUUGAAAUACGCAUCGUUGCGUGUGCAUGAGCCCCAGCCCAACUUGAUCGUCCGCUGUGUUGAUGUGGUGGAUCAGGUUUUGGCCUUCAUGAGUGCCGAGAAGUAUAUGAUGCCUGACAAUGAGGCUCUAGCAUUUGUACCUACCUACAUCCACAAGCUCGGCGAUGCACGAGAGGCAGUACGGAUUCGAGUGCAAGGGAUUAUUCAAAAUCUUCAGCUUGUCUUUCCGACUAGUCGUCUAUUCUCAAUACUGUUGGAACACGGUACUAGGAGCAAAGUUGCCAAGACUAGGCAAGGGACCCUUGAUGAACUGGCCAGUAUUCUCAAAAAGUCAGGAAUCCGGGCCUGUGACCCAGCAAAGGCUUUCCCUGCGAUCGCUUCCUUAAUUUCAGACAAGGAUCCUUACGUCCGCAAAUCUACUCUAACUGUCAUUGCGGAGGGAUACGUAUUGGUGGGCGACAAGAUUUGGAAGUACCUUGGCCCACUUUCUGGGAAAGAUAAGACGCAGGUUGAGGAACGAUUGCGCCGUACCACUACUCUGGCACAGCCGCCUAGUCCUGCGAAACCCGAGGUAGCACCAGUCCCCGCGAUCGCUCGCUUGACUGGCGGAGCCCCUCGCGCUGGUUCACCCGGCCCGGGCCUAAGAUAUGGGGGAAUACCCCGUCCUGCGUCGCCCGCUGUCAGCACGCGUGCAGCCAAUCCGUCAUCACCAACUCAUUCCACGCGCCCACACUCUCCGGCCGCACUGUCAACUGUCGGAAGGCCAUCAUCUCCAACUACCUCAAAGCUGCCUCAAACUUUGGGAGCUGGUCCUUCUUCUCCUGUGAGGUCUAAAGGGUUGAUGCCUCCUUCGAGGCUAUCACUUCCACGAACAAAGGGCAAUUCUUUACGUCAAACCGAUCUUGAACCCCGCCCUGAGUCCGUCGCGAAUGGCAAUCGCCCAGAAAUAGGUUCACUUCAAGGAAACGAAACGUCGUCUCUGGAAGAUGUUACCAAGAUAAUUUCGAAUAUCCUUUCGAACGACCCAGGCCGAAGUGUGGACGCGCUCAAAGCGAUACAGAAUGUCUUGGAGGUCCCAUCAGAUCAGGCACCUUUGUCAAAGGGUUUCCGUGACCUUGCAGAUCAUACCGAAGGACUCGUGGAAACGAUUGUCAUCCAAAUGAGCCAAACCUUUGAGCGCACUGAAGACGUCCAUAAUCCCGCGACCUAUCGCCUGAUGAAACACUUAAUACAGACUUGUAACGCGAUCUGUGAUCAUGCUGUCUUGCUCGAAUCGCUUUCCGUUGAUAGCCUCCAGUCACUUUUGGAGGAACUCACAAUGCGACUUUUGCAAACCGACGACACCCGUGAUCAGAAAGUCAAGGAUCUGUCUCGGUUCCUCAAUAUGGUCAUCCUACGAUUGUUUAAUACGGGAAGGAAGAUAUCUGUUCUACGCGCUCUUUUCAACCUUCUUCUGCAGCUAACCAAACCAUUCCCGGCAAACGGUACCACUGGCGAUGCCAAAGAAGCUAAGGUUGCGGAAUUGGUUUUGAAGUGUGUUUGGAAGCUCGCAAGGAAUAUCCCAACGGAUUUGCAGAAAGGCGCAAUUGAUCCUAUAGAGCUGCUCCCUGCCCUUGAAACCUUCCUCCAAACAAUCCCUCCUAACGACUGGCGGCAACGCUCGGCAAAUAAGGUCCCAUGCGGUGAUAUGCCACUGCGCACGAUUAAGGUUAUCAUCCAGCACAUUGUUGCCCACUAUGCAGACGAGGUCUAUGAACUCUUGUCAGCUGCAUUCGAUGAUCCGUCAGCCACUAUCAUUUACCCUUACGUGUUCCGCAUCCUCAACUCAGCAGAGAAGCAACUAGCUUCCGAGUCGGGACGACCAAGAUCCGGGACUAACGGUUCAACUAGAUCUGUAUCUCCGGACCGUCAACUGGCUCGGCCGCCUACGUCAUUUUAUCCGCCUACUUCGAAUGGAGCUUCCAGCAUUGCGCCAACUCACUACCAACCCGGUGCAAGGAGCAGCAGUGCGAAUAGUCGUAGCCCUUCUCUGAACGGCGGAGGAGGAUUUCAGGGACCACCAAUCGAGGAGCCCGACCCAGAUGCCAGGCUGGAUGAAAUUCUGGGCCACAUAUCGAGCGAGACUACAGGUGCGCUUCAUAAGGAGGGAAUCACUGAGCUGCAUCACUUCCUCAAAGCCCAUCCACACAAGAAGGCUAGAGUAGAUCAGCUCCUGGACCAAACUGGCCCGUCCUUCAGGAAAUACAUUUAUCGCGCAUUAGCAAGUAGAGCAGCCGAGGAUGAGGAACGAAACUCUGCUGUAGCAGAGACAUUGAACCGGCUCGAAUCAGUGCGACGGGAGCGUGACUCUGUACCGUCUUCCCCAACCAACCGGUCGAUGACCAGUUCAAGAAGGAUUAGUGGCGGUCCGGAGUAUCCCCAAGCUGAUGAAGCUCUCUCACGACUCCAUAAUAUCUUCAAUUACCAUAGUAAACCUACGAAUGGGUCACACCGGCCUACCUCCUCAGUGACCACGCUAGGCGGACACGGUAUAUAUCCUUCGCAUGACAUCAAGCCCACCACACCUCCUCCAUCCUGA